AUGCUUCUGCCGGGGCAACUGCCCUCACAGAUGGGUGGAAAGCGCGUCGGAUCCACAGCGAAGAUCGAUAGCUCGGUUCCUUUUGGCUUUCUGCUUGGUGAACGAUACUCAGGCUAUAAACAAGCGAUCAACACGUCGAGAAACCUCAAGCCGAUGCCGUCGAAACUUCCGAAGCUGUUCUGGGGGCUGUCAACCGAGCAGCGGCGUGUUCUGGCGGCACGAAUGCUGGAGGCCGGUCACAGCGGAGACUCCCUAGAACGUGCGAUUCGGUUGGCAAUAUGGGGAGAAUCGUCAAGCCGACGAAGCAUGCGGGUGCCUUCACGCUCGCAACCAUGGGACAACCCCCACAAGAUCGAAGGUGGCCUGAACGGGAUCGGACCGGACGGAAGGCCUAUCGUCCCCGAGCGUUUUCGCCCACGCGAACCGUUCCUACUCGUGAAAGCGGACGAGGUACACACGUUCGAUGCGGGCCAUCGUGUGGAGAAGCCACACGAGAGAGCCGACUGUGGUCCGGCUAGAAGGCGGCGCGUGAUCCAGGAAAACAUGCGCGCGAGAGUGCAAGUGCAGGAGGACUACCUGGCGGGCCUAGAGCAGGACCGGCGGGAGUGGCGGCGGUAUCAGGUCCAGGCCGUCAAGACUAAGAGCGUAGCGGUCAAGCAGAGGCGGUUAAGGAUGCGCCUCGCGUACGGCACCGAUCUGUCCGACGGUAUUGGGAGCGACAUAACGUCUUGUGCCCCGGAAUUCGAAGAGUUGCGACGGGAGAAACAGGAGAUGGCCCGCGCCUGGCGAGCGGUUCGACAGGCUGAGCUCAAGGCGAACGGGGACUCUGCACGGAUGCGUCGGUGGGAAAAAGAGGUGCUGAGAACCAUUCGCACCGAGACGUCCAAGUCUCUGUCAGCUCCCGGAACGUCCUUCGAGCGCGAGAACGCGACAUGUAGUGGGGCCGACCAAGAACUGGCGCACGCUCUACACCAGCUUUCGGUGGAGCAUGCCGUCAAUGGAUACACCCAACCCUCGCCUGAGUACGGGGGUAAGAACUUCGGGAAUUGCGAGGAGGAGGAAGGGCCAGAGGUGGCCCCGGCUCCGGGGGGCGACGGGGGAGCGGGAGUGCAAGGAGGGCUAGCGGUGAGAGGGGGCUCAGCCGAAGCGACGGUGCAAUUGCUCCAACCUCUUCUUGUUCGUGACAGUAAGGCGGAGACGGACCGAACAACAACACAGCAGUUUGAGCGUGAAACGGCGAGCGCGGGAGGGGUGGAAGAGGCCCGUGGUAGAGGCGUGGUAGGGUUGGCGGGGAGCACGAACCCGGCGGCCGCGGGGGCGGAAGCGGAGGGAACCACGGCAGGUGGGUACACAAGAGCACCGGCAGCGAGCGAGAAAACGUCACAAGCCGAGGAAGCGAAAAAAGGAGACGAGGCUAUUACAAACAUGGUGGAGAAGUUGCUCCGAACGUCCAGCUCUGUGGCGCUUGCGGUGGCCAAGCCCUUGAGUAUCAAGCGGCCGCCGGCUCUGGAGGUGGAAGAGGAUCCGCAUCAGGUCAAGCUAGUCUCCCGUAUUCGAUCACGCAAACCUACGUUUCCUCCUCCACCACGAGCCAAGUCGGGACGGGCCUUCGUGGGGGGCGGCUACAGGACGAACCCGUCGACGCCGUCACAACGUGUCAGCAGUAGUGAGUGUAGAGGCAACAGGUUCCUGGAACAAGAACCGUUCGGAUCAUAUGUCACUGGUGGUGUUGUUGGUGUUGUUGGUGGUGUCGGUGGCAGAGUAGCAGCUGUUACGGUAUCGUGUUUGAGCCCGAACGUCAACGGCGAGGGGCGCAAGGGUAGCAAUCGACGGGAAUCAGGGGUAGCAACCGCGGGAGGAAUCCUUGAUCUCGAGGCCGUUACCGAAGCGGCUGGGCGCUUGAAUGGCACCGGUGGGCAUAGCCCGUCUUUGGUGAAUCGGGUGCCCCACAACCCUCGAAAUCGCUUCGCGCCCAUGGCGGAGAGCGAGGUAGCAAGGUUUCUCCAGCAAGGGAACGACCGGUACCUCUCCAGCGCCGCAGGGAACGGGGCGGGGGGAGGACACGAGAUCAUAGGCUUGAAUGAGGACCAUGGCACCACUGCCGCUGCCGUUGCAGCUGCCCCUGCCCCUGCGCCUGCCGCUGCCACCCCCGGGGGCGCCGGCACCGGAAUCGGUAGGCGGUUGCUGGUGGUCGGGGAAAGUACCGGGCGAGACGAAGAUGGUGCUCGUACAGUAUUGGUGUCAGCAAGCGAGAAUGCACGACUUUUCCGACUAAGUUCUACGCCGCUUGACGGGUGGCAGACGAACCGAACUUCGACGACGGGGAACAAGCGAAGAGAGCGGUCUUAGCCUUCCUAAGCCGUACGCGGGACGGAGGCGUAAGGAUCCCCUCGCGUUCGGUCGUAGCCACUUUGAAAGCUGAGCGGGUCCGCGUUUCCGGGGACCGUCAGGGCUAGUUGAGGGUAUUUUCACGGCGAGCGAGCGGACGCGACCGGCUCGCCGAAUCUCUCGGUGGGUGGAGGACCCAGGCAGACUGAAACACCGGGCUUGUUCGUGGUAGUCGGGCUGGAAGGAGCCAGUUGCAGUGACUACCCGGGUCUCUACCUUUAGUUUGAGCGAGACGCGGGGGGGGGCGUUGCGUAGUGGGUCAGCGGUGGCUCGUGCAACACCUGGUCCGGCGGGACGCUUCUGUGCAGGCCGAGCUACACCGUUUCGCUUCUACCUGAAGGCACGCUGCCAUUAGGCUUGUUAGGCUGUGGGUGUCAAUGUUACCUGAGUACCUCAAGAAGCAAGUGCCGUAACUACAGUGGGGGGGCGUCAAUAACGUCGGUGGAAUAGCGCCGGUGGCCCUGUGUAGCGCCCGUGAAAUUGCCGGACAUCGACUGAAUCGCCAAGAAAUAUGUACAUUGAAUAGCGCCGGUCCUUCUGCGGUCCUUCUGGAUAGCGCCCGUCGAUGUAGCUAUACCAUCGAACGGCGUUAUUGAGGGUCCUUCACUGAUAUCCUUUCGCUGGUCAACCCCCCCCCCCCCGGGGGCUAGUGCAACAAACCCGACGCGAAACAUUGUUUGUCGUGGCCGACGAGGGGUACAGAACGCGCCACCACUUAAGAACCGCUUAUUUAGCUUGAGGCUCGACUCUUAUUGGUUGCUUCCAACCGAGCACAUGUUCUUAUUAGCCAAGUUCUU
Molecule: messenger RNA, 3185 nt
Organism: Ectocarpus siliculosus
Lineage: Eukaryota; Phaeophyceae; Ectocarpales; Ectocarpaceae
Source: the annotation of a GenBank genome assembly